This is a messenger RNA of Hibiscus syriacus, 1416 nucleotides long. Its product is annotated as protein IQ-DOMAIN 14-like. Lineage: Eukaryota; Viridiplantae; Streptophyta; Magnoliopsida; Malvales; Malvaceae. The transcript is spliced from 5 exons. Gene Ontology annotation, molecular function: protein binding. The coding region runs from base 304 to 1302 and encodes 332 amino acids. The record is from RefSeq and is a predicted model, not a curated record.
CUGAAGUGAAAAAUCUAAAAUGGCUAAGAGGAAGAGCUGGUUCAGCCUAGUGAAGAGGUUCUUUCUGUUUGAGACAAUUGCAGAACAGAAAAGAAGGAGAGCAGAAGGAGAUGGAUAUUUGGAAGGUCAAGGACCAUAAGGUUGACAGCACCACCGAUCGACACGAAAAAGGAUGAGUGCACUGUGGCUGUUGCCACCGAAGAAGUUGUUUCAGCUGAUCGGGUUGCGGCCGAGGUUGUUCAGCUCACUCAUACCCUUCAAUCUAGGCAUAUAUGUGAUGAACAAACCAAUGAUGUUCGACCGAUGAUGGUUCAAGAACUUGCAGCCACAAAAAUCCAGGCUACCUUUAGGGGAUACCUUGCAAGGAAAGCGUUGCGGGCGCUGAAGGGGAUAGUGAAGCUUCAAGCAAUCAUCCGAGGAACAGCGGUGAGACGACAAGCGAUGAAUACUCUAAAGUGCUUACAAUCAAUUAUGAACAUUCAGUCUCAGGUUUGUGCAAAGAGAUUCCAAAUGGCAGAAGAAACUUGGCAAUAUGAUGAGACCAAACAGUUAGUGACAUUGGAAGACAAGAUCAUUAAGGUGGACAUAAACAGUCAAAGAAGAUGGGAUGAUAGCAUUUUGACAAAGGAAGAGGCAGAUGCAAUGGUCUUAAGCAAGAAAGAAGCUGCAAUCAAACGAGAACGGAUAAAAGAGUACUCAUACGUUCAUCGGAAGUCAGCUGAAUCAGAACAAAACAAGGGUAAUGGAAGAUUGCAGUACUGGUUAGACAAAUGGGUGGAUACUCAAGUCAGUAAAAGUAAAGAGCUAGAAGAUUUGGACUCGAUUUGGACUUCGAAUCGCAAGCAACCUACGGAAGAAAACAGAGCUAAACAACUAAGGCUGAAGACUUUCCCAAGACAAUAUCAUUAUAACUUGGAAGGAUCUGAUUCUCCGAUCGUGCCGUUUCCACGAAGAUCAUUUCAUAAGAAGCAAUCUUCUUUGGGAGAAGACAAUUGUUUUCCAACCUCUCCUGCAGUUCCAACGUACAUGGCUGCUACACAAUCCGCAAAGGCAAAGCUAAGAUCAAUGAGUUCACCAAAGCUAAGGCCCGUAAGUUUUGAUACUCAGUCUGAAACCUACUCACCAUAUAAGAACAAGCUGUGCCUUGAAUCUUCUAUCACAAGGAGUAGUGCUUAUCAGCAGCGAUCCCCUAGCCUAAAGAGCGUGCCGGGUCCUGUGAAAUCAAAACGUACCUUAAAGGAUCUUAGCUUGAACUCCGAGUGUUCGUUGCGUAGUUGGGUGCAAGAAAGCACUUUUACAUGAUUGAUUCUUCCAUUCUGGUUAUCGGCCUGCGGUAGCCUAUUCGUAGUUGUUGUGUUGGUUUUGAACACUAGAUGCUACUUUGUGCUUAAACAAUUGAAUGAAUGAAUCCAGUUU